CACACGCUCCCGGUUAUCCUCUGCUUCCAUUCCACGCCAAAAGGAACUUUUUUCCUUUUCUUUCCUUUGUUUCAUUCAAAAUUCCCUUAUGGUUGGUGACUAUGGAGUCCAGCUGUGGUUUCUCUCGGGGAAACGUCUUUGUUGCUGUGCUGCUCCUCAAAGGAGUCAGUGCGCUGUACUUCCCUCAGAAUGAGUAUGUUGAGAUGGUGUAUGUCGGUCAGCCUGCAGGAACCCCGGUGCUCCAGGUCCACGCCAUGUUGGACAGUGAGUCCGAACGGCCCCAUUUCUACCUGUGCUGGUCCAGCUCUCUCCGUCGUCCACCUUACAGCCAGUGGUUCCUUAUGGAUGCUAAAACUGGUGUGUUGUCCUUGAUUAAAACCCUGGAGGAGAGUGACUUUGCCUCACUAUAUCAAAAUUCCUGGUCUGUGAAGAAGUUGUUCCUGCACGUCAUGGUGUCACCAAACCCCACCAGAAAGGCUCAGUGCAUCAGCAGAAACACUCCUCGGAUCACUCUGGAUUUUGUUAAUGCCACACUGCCACAGUGUGGUCAGACAGAUAUGAAGGAACUCUGCUUUCCACAUAGAGACACUGCCAACCCCCACAUAAUGGAGAACAGGUUCCCCGGAGCCAUUCGGCAACUCCGACGCCUUACCAGGAUUAACGUCUGCCCCAACUAUACCAUCUCCUACAAUGUGGAAUCAGAUGUCUUAGUACCAUUUGCUGUAAAUGACAACACGACAGAGCUCGUGGUGACUGCUGCUUUGGACCGUGAAGAGAGCGAACGCUACAGGCUGCUGCUGGUUUGCACAGUUUGGAUAGAAACAGUCAUGACCAAGGUUGAAACUUCACUGGAUGUUUUUGUCAACGAUGAGGAUGAUAACGCACCAUACAUAAAUGGAACAGAUACAGCAGAGGUCAUCAUCAGCUUCAAUCGUACACAGGGAGGCUCUUUUGGCACCUUGUCUGUCUAUGACAGGGACUUGACACCAAUCUAUCCCAUCGACCAGAGUCACAAUAAAUAUGUGGGGACGUUACUCAACAGUGAUCCGUGGGUCAAAGAAAAGUUUGACAUACAAGGAACCUUCAGAGAAAAGAAGACUGAUUUUGGCAGCAUUCGAGAGACCAUUCAUGACUACACACUUGUCCUAAAGACGAACCUGUAUGUGACUGAGAAUCGAACCCUGCAGCUGGACUACCUGGUCAAUGAUACCACCUAUCCUGGUCUACUGGGAACCGUCUUGCUGCACUACAACAUCACCAUCUUACCAGUCCAAAUCCGCUUUGCCAACAUUACCUACGUCUUCACAGUAACACGCAGGGCUUCAGUUUAUGCACAAGUUGGUAGAGUGUGUGUGGAAAACUGCCUGCGGUUCGAUGGCUUCAGUGUCACAUACCGACUGGAGGUGCCGGAGAAGAACGUAUCUGCUGACCUGCAGUCCUGCUACGCAGCCGUAAGCAUCGCGCAGUGUCCCGGUGAGAUGUGGGGACUGCUCUAUGUGAAUGACUCAUUGGCACUCCGUAGGCCCGAGUGCCAGGAUCUACAAUACCUUGUUGUCGCUCAGGAAGAGCAAAAGCAGCUGCAAACCACCACCCAGAUCCUCAUCGUACUUGACGGAGAAGCUGCCCGUACAAAACAAGCAGCUGACAAGGCCACUCCAGAGCAGCGCUUCCUUUCCUGUGCAGAGAGCAGACAGCGAGGAGACUGCGAGUCUGUCCGAGGCCUGGGAGCAACAACAGGAAGGUGCCUUUGGAGGCAAGGCACGGAGAAAGGAAUAUCAGAAAAUUACUCCACAUGCUCUCCUGAUCUCCGGACAUGUCCAGAUGGUAUUUGUGAUGCAAUAGAAAGCAAAGAUAUGUCAAUAUGCCCACAAGACUGUACAAAAGAAACUGUUAUUGGAGGUCAUGAACGAGGUUUGAUGUUUGGGAUCAAGGCUGGUUACGGAACAUGCUACUGCUACUCUGAGAAAUGUUUCUGUGAGAAGGACAACAUAGAGGAGGCGAUAUGUGACGAUAUGUGUAAGACCAUCAUCGCCACUGCACUGCUCCUCUCUUUCAUCAUCUCUAUCCUCCUGUCCUCAUACUUCAUUCACCGCUACCACAAGAACUCGCCAAAGCCUCCGAUAGCAUCCGCCGAGAUGACUUUCCGUCGGCCAGCCCAGCCUUAUCCAAUCAGCUUUCCUGCCAACAACGUACGCAGAGGGUCGCAAGAAUCUGUUGAGACGGACACUUUCAAAAUUCCUGAGGAUCCUAAGUGGGAAUUUCCUCGUAAAAAUUUGGUACUGGGCAAGACCUUAGGAGAAGGAGAGUUUGGGAAAGUUGUCAAGGCAACAGCAUUCAGGCUGAAAGGAAAAGCUGGAUAUACCACUGUUGCUGUUAAAAUGCUUAAAGAAAAUGCCUCACACAGUGAGCUGCGAGACCUUCUGUCAGAAUUCACUUUACUGAAGCAAGUCAACCAUCCACACGUCAUUAAAAUGUAUGGAGCAUGCAGUCAGGAUGGUCCACUCUAUCUGAUUGUGGAGUACGCCAAGUAUGGCUCACUCCGUAACUUCCUGCGUGAGAGUCGGAAAGUUGGUCCAAGCUACAUGGGCAGGGAUGCCAACCGCAACUCCAGCUACCUGGAGAACCCAGAUGACAGAGCGCUCACUAUGGGUGACUUGAUCUCCUUUGCUUGGCAGAUCUCCAGAGGCAUGCAGUACCUCGCUGAAAUGAAGCUUGUUCACAGGGACCUUGCAGCAAGAAAUGUUCUUGUGGCUGAAGGACGAAAGAUGAAGAUCUCAGAUUUUGGCCUCUCCAGAGACGUGUAUGAAGAGGACUCAUACGUUAAGAGAAGCAAGGGCCGAAUACCUGUUAAGUGGAUGGCAAUAGAGUCCUUGUUUGAUCACAUUUACACAACACAAAGUGAUGUUUGGUCUUUUGGUGUGCUUCUGUGGGAGAUAGUGACACUGGGAGGAAAUCCUUACCCGGGUAUCGCCCCUGAACGCUUGUUUAACCUUCUUAAGACUGGCUACAGAAUGGAGAGACCAGAGAACUGCUCAGAGGAAAUGUAUAACCUCAUGCUACGAUGCUGGAAACAAGAACCAGACAAGAGGCCCACAUUCUCAGACAUCAGCAAAGAACUGGAAAAGAUGAUGGUGAAAAGUCGGGAUUACCUCGACCUGGCGGCAUCCACACCAGCUGACGCCCUGCUGUACGACGACGCCCUCUCCGAAGAAGAUACACCACUAGUGGACUGUAAUAACACCCCUCUCCCUCGAACCCUCCCCUCUACAUGGAUUGAAAACAAGCUCUAUGGCAUGUCAUACCCGAACUGGCCCGAGAAGAGCCCGGUACCGCUCCACAGACACGAUGCCACUAAUCCAGUCUUUACAAGAUAUGCCAAUGAUAGUGUUUAUGCAAACUGGAUGGCUUUGCCUUCACCCCCAAAAGCUGUGGACAAGCUUGAUAACUAAAGCCAAAACAACUCUGUAGAAAAGAUGACUAAUUAGUAGAUGUGUAUAUUUCUGUAAGACUGUACAUAUACGAUGUGAUGCUAAAGAUGGUUCCCUUUGAUUUCUGUUGCACGGGUUUUCCACGUCAUAUGGGUUGUUUUUGCUGCACAAUGGCUGGAUGGACAGAGGCCACACUUCAUUCAGCUCGUCAGUAUCUUCAUUAAACCUCACAGUCACGUUGGCCAAGUUGUAUCGCUGCAUGACUGUUGUAUGGUUGUAUGUCAGUGUCAGUCAUUUAAGUGCCUGUGCCGCUUCUACAAAAGCCUCCAGUUAUUAAUGUGUGACUUUGAAGCUCCUGUUCUUACCCAGGAAUUAAAGGGGACAUCUUUAACUGUUGUACUCGUGUGGGACAGGAAAGCGCAAAAGGGAAAAAUCUGACAUUCUUCUAAAAAAUAUACUGUAUAGUUUUUACUUGUCCCUCAAAAUGUUUAAGACUAAUUUUGUGUUUCACCACAAGAUCUUCCCACACAGUUCAGCUUUUGUUCUUUCUCGAGUUCACCUCCAGUGUAAGGUCAUGAAGCUAAAUGUAUAUUGUGACUAUGUCCGUGGCAAUCAACAAUUCACUGUUUUUGAUUUAUCACCAAAACUGUUUUGUGAAAAAAAAGUAUGUGUAUGUAAAGUAAGGAGUGUUAUUGUUGUAUUAUUUGGUUAUGUUGCAGUUAAUAAUAAACACAAAAAAUGUUCACCU
Messenger RNA from Thalassophryne amazonica, 4176 nucleotides. It is a transcript of the gene ret, whose product is annotated as ret proto-oncogene receptor tyrosine kinase. Gene Ontology annotation, molecular function: ATP binding; calcium ion binding; transmembrane receptor protein tyrosine kinase activity. The transcript has 20 exons. Lineage: Eukaryota; Metazoa; Chordata; Actinopteri; Batrachoidiformes; Batrachoididae. The record is from RefSeq and is a predicted model, not a curated record. Gene Ontology annotation, cellular component: membrane; axon; signaling receptor complex. Gene Ontology annotation, biological process: multicellular organism development; protein phosphorylation; cell surface receptor protein tyrosine kinase signaling pathway. The coding region runs from base 102 to 3449 and encodes 1115 amino acids.